Messenger RNA from Batrachochytrium dendrobatidis JAM81, 1665 nucleotides. RefSeq lists its product as uncharacterized. NCBI's taxonomy places the organism in Eukaryota, Fungi, Chytridiomycota, Chytridiomycetes, Rhizophydiales. The record is from RefSeq and is a predicted model, not a curated record. The coding region runs from base 1 to 1665 and encodes 554 amino acids. Gene Ontology annotation, cellular component: preribosome, small subunit precursor; nucleus. The transcript is spliced from 6 exons. Gene Ontology annotation, biological process: rRNA processing.
AUGCCCUCCAUCAUGACUAGUUCUUCAUCUAAUUCCGUUAAAUCAAGUGGCUCGUCUGGAUUUGGAAAACUUCUUGCACACUCUGACAAACGCAUUCGUGAUAAAGCUGUCAAAUCUCUGCAAGAAUACUUGAUUGCAAAUGCUUCAUCAUUGUCUGAUUUGGAUAUGCUCAAACUAUGGAAAGGACUUUACUGCUGUUUCUGGAUGUCUGAUAAGCCACUUGUUCAGCAAUCUCUUGCGCAGGAUUUAGCACAGGCUGCUACAAAACUACCUAUCAGCGAAGGGCUCCGAUACAUUUGUUGUUUCUGGAAAAUUCUGAUCAAGGAGUGGUAUAAUAUUGACCGACUUCGACUGAUUAUUGAUCAUGAAUGGGACAAGGAUAUUAUCGACAAGGUUAUGAUUAUUCUAGAGCAAGGGCCACUAAGUAUCAAUGUGGCUUCUGUGCCAAAUAGUUUGCAAUACCAUACGAGCAAAGCUUUCUUUGAAGAGCUUAUCAAGGCAAUCAAGUCAGUAGAUAACGACAUGCAGCUUCCACUUGAUGCAUUUGAACGUCUGAUUGCACCGUGCUUUGGUGUGUUGGAGCGAUCAUAUAAUCAAGUUUACUUUAAACAUGUUAUUGAUGAUAUUUUCUCUCUCUGGCUCUUUAAAGACACCAAUGCUGAUGAAGACAAGUCAGCAGAUGACAUGACAUCUUCAACAGCUAUGAUGGUUCAAUCAUGCAUUUCACCCAAACAGUUGCUUGAGCGACUUGGUCUUUUGGCCAAAUCAGACAAUAUUCUUAAAAACAACAAAAAGGAACUCCACGCUUUCAACAAAACACUGGCCAAGCUAAUUGGUGUAGAAUACACCGAUCCAACUUUUUCAAUCGGUAUGAAGGCAGCUCCAAUUCCUACUGCGCGCAAAAAUGAUGAAAGUGGCAAAAAUAUGAAUUCCAAAUCCAAGAAGCAAAAGGUUACUAUGGUGGUUAUGGAUGAGGCUGUUGAAGCGUGUGCUGACAUUGCAUUGUGGAAUGUCGAUGAAGUUGAACGUGAAUCUACUAAUACUGAUUGCGAUACGGUCGUCACGACUGAUGACAAGGAUGAUGUAUCUAAAACGAUGCCAGUUCAAGAAAUGGAUAGUACUGAGACUGUAAGUAGCACAUCAUCAAAAAAGCGUAAGCGUAAAAGCAAAAGUGUGGCUAGAUUAAAUGCCACUGAAAAAUCUGAUUCCGAUGCUGCUCCAGAUUGCGAAAAUGAUGCUGCUAAAGAGUCAAAUGAGGUGUUUGAGGAUAGCGUGGCUGAGGAUGUCGAGUCGUUUGCCAUUGCUGAAUCUGUUGAUUGUGAUGACAAUGAAUUAAUCAGUGAUGCUUUGGAUGCAUCUCAACACAAAUCACCUGAUCGCAAGUCUGUCAGCUGGGGCCAGAAACUGCGUGUGAAAACUUUUUUCAAGCUUAAACCUAUUUGUGCACUGUCAGAAGUCAAAACUCCUGUUCAUCCUCCAGCGCCAAAAUCUGCCUUGAGAGAGUCGCCUGCUGUUUUUCCACCACCACCAGAGUUUGAUGGUGUAGAUAUGGAUUUUUUUGAAUCUACUCCAACAGAAAUGCUCGAUUUUGUCACUGCAUCGGCUAGAAGACCCAAUUCAAAACGAAACAAGAAGAAUAAAAAGGGCAAGCAAAUGCGCAAGUAG